This is a messenger RNA of Leptosia nina, 1497 nucleotides long. The record is from the annotation of a GenBank genome assembly. NCBI's taxonomy places the organism in Eukaryota, Metazoa, Arthropoda, Insecta, Lepidoptera, Pieridae.
AUGGACAACGGAACAGAGACUGAAUUAGAAAAGAUUAACAUAAGUGACGAAAAUGGUGACGUGAAAACCCAUAAAGAUGUGAGCCCCAACCAGCCCUUCCGAAGACAGGCGUAUGUGUCAAUGGGGUCGUUCCUGCUGUCCUUCAGUGCUGGAGCAACAGCUGGAAUUUCAGCCAUCAUCAUACCACAGCUCCAACAUGACAAGGGAAAGUACAAGUACAAUACCGAGAUGAUGUCUUGGGUAGCGGCUAUGUCAUCGCUGGCCCUACUCUUCGGUAACAUGAUAUCCGGUUAUCUAAUGGAGCGCUUCGGAAGAAGAAUGUCUCAAAUUAUGUUAUCCAUGUUCUACAUCAGUGGCUGGUUGAUCAUCGGAUUCGCAAAGAAUAUAUACUUUAUAUUAUUAGGGAGAUUCAUUACAGGCUUUUGUCAAGGAUGGCUCGGACCACUGGGACCAGUUUUUAUUGGAGAAAUCAGCUCACCCGCGUAUAGGGGAUUAUUUUUGGCAGGAUUAUCUUUAAGUAUAGCAUCCGGUGUAUUCAUGUCUCACUUGUUUGGAACUUUUCUUCACUGGAGUCACGCAUCCUUCUUAUGUGCCCUGUUCCCGUUAAUGGGAUGCAUAAUUUUAUAUUUCUCACCUGAGUCACCAUCUUGGUUAGCAUCCAAAAACGAGAUAGAUGAGUGCAAAAAAUCCUUCUAUUGGUACAGAGGAAAAAGUCUAGUAAUGCAGAAUGAGCUUGAUAAAAUGCUGGUAGAGUAUGAGAAGAAAAAGGAAGUCAAACCGAAAUUGGAAACCCUAAAGGAGAACAUAAGGAAACCGGAGUUCUACAAACCCUUAUGUAUAAUGAUUGUAUUUUUCAUAGUUACCCAGUUGUCUGGAAUCAACGUUAUAUGCGCAUACACAACAGAUAUAAUGGAAGUAUUGAUAGGUAACAAUAAAAAUACCUACACGGCAAUGUUAGCUACAGACAUUUUGCGAGUUGUGGCUUUAAUAUCAGCUUGCAUUCUUUUACGUCGGAUAGGCCGAAGACCGCUCGCUAUAUUUAGCGGUGUGUUCACAACUAUAUCGCUAGUGACUCUAGCCAUAUACUUAUAUCUUGUUGAACAGCGGAUUAUAAGGCAUAUAUCACCUUUCAUAUCAUUAGGAUUAAUGGCUAUUUACAUCGUAGUUUCUAAUUUAGGUAUUUCUCCAUUGCCAUGGAAUAUGGUUGGUGAAGUUUUUGCAUCAGAGACGAAAGGAUUAGGAUCUGGUAUAAGUGUUUCUAUGACAUCUAUGGCUUUCUUUGGAACCGUGAAAACAGCGCCAGCCAUGUUCCACAGUAUAGGGCAUCACGGUACCUACUUGUUCUACGGCCUUUCCACUCUAUGUGGGACAAUAUUCCUUUACUUUUAUCUCCCGGAGACUAGAGGCAAAACCUUAUUACAAAUAGCUGAACAUUUUAGACAUGGUAAUAAAGAGAAGAACAAACAAACGAAUAAUGAAAAUAAUUGCUGUGUGUAA